UUAACUAUUUUUUUACGUAUGAUUCUAAAGGAAAUCUGAUUUGUAUUAUAUGCAAAAGCAUUAUUAAAUCGGUGGCUAUUUGGAAGGUUCAUGUACACUCGAAGCUACAUAAAACGAAUCUCGAAGAAGCAAAGAAAAUUAUGUGUAAACAAGUUUUGGAUAAACCUUUAGAGAAGAAACAAAGUCGGAAGAAAGAAUCAAAUACCCCUUUACAUUUAAAAAAAUUACCGGAAGAUACUGUAACUACUAAUAAGAAAGAAAUUCUCAUCAGCAAAUUGAGUACUACCGUUUUGAUAGAGUCUUCAGAUUUAUUGCCAGAAUUGUUUUUUGACGACCCAAUUGUGGAUGCAAAAGUUCGAAAUGUAGAAUAUAAAAAUGGUCAAGAUGAUGAAUGGGAAAAAUUUCAGCGUGAAAUUAAAGAAGAAUCAAUGACAUCUAAUAAAUUAAUAUCUGGAGAACAGAUAAAUGCAGCUGUUGAAAGAGAAAUUACCGAAAUCAGCGAACAAAUAUAUCAAUGGUCCAAAGUUAUAGAUUUGGAAAAUAAAUUGAAUAAAAUCAACAAGAAGGAAAAGCGAAAGAUUGAGCUAGGAGAUUCUGAUGAAGAUUCAUCGGAGAAUGAAUUUAUUAACGAAAGUCUAGACUGGAGAACCAAAAAAAUUUGGUAACAUAUAUUUCUUGGAAUGUCUUUGAAAAGCUUCAACAUCAUACAAUAAUUGAAACUGCGACCCAUGGGUCGAGUAAAAUAAUAUAUUAAAUUUCAAAAUUUCAUGCAUUGAAUAUUUCCAAAAAUAGUUGUGACUUUUUUCCAGACAGAUUGGUAUUUAGCAACACUGUUCGGUGUUCCAAAUUUCGAUCUAGCCAGAAAAAAGUAUUUUUUAAUAUAUUUCAAAAGCAAUUUUGUUUUGGUACUAUGAUGAAAUUUUAAUCUAGCCAGAAAAAAUGUUUUCAAAUAUUUCGAAAGCCCAUUUUUUGUAUGGUAAUUUUCGUAACAUAACAUUAUUGUCUACAUGUUUCAUUUCUGAAAUUUUAAAUAUUUGUUCAUGAAGUAAUAAGGUGUUUGGUGUUAACCCUAAAAAAUAAACAAGAAUAAAAUAAUUUUACAAAAAAAAUUAAAA
Lucilia sericata (common green bottle fly) is the source of this 1115-nucleotide messenger RNA. Its product is annotated as zinc finger protein 830. Gene Ontology annotation, molecular function: nucleic acid binding; zinc ion binding. The record is from RefSeq and is a predicted model, not a curated record. Gene Ontology annotation, biological process: nuclear DNA replication; mitotic DNA damage checkpoint signaling; mitotic DNA replication checkpoint signaling. Gene Ontology annotation, cellular component: nucleus; spliceosomal complex. Bases 141 to 665 code for a protein of 174 amino acids. NCBI's taxonomy places the organism in Eukaryota, Metazoa, Arthropoda, Insecta, Diptera, Calliphoridae. The transcript has a single exon.